Messenger RNA from Tribolium castaneum (red flour beetle), 1789 nucleotides. RefSeq lists its product as uncharacterized. The transcript is spliced from 8 exons. Lineage: Eukaryota; Metazoa; Arthropoda; Insecta; Coleoptera; Tenebrionidae. The record is from RefSeq and is a predicted model, not a curated record. The coding region runs from base 147 to 1736 and encodes 529 amino acids.
ACCUAAUGAGAAGUGGUUAAUUAAGAUGGUAAUGAUAAUUCAAAAUCUCCAUUGAGAAAAAAACUUGUUGGACAAGAUUUUCAUAAUAACAAUAAAGGCCUCUAGUAUAUAAAUAUUAGAGACGACCUCCCGUUUCAUUAUUUACGAUGAAGACAGCAAUUGUUUUGGUUUUAGUGGCGGUGGCCCAAAGUGCCAAGUUUCCCACAAAUUUUCACAAAUGUAACCGCAAAGACCCCGAUUUUGACAAAUGCACCCUCGAAGCCGCCAAUAAUGGACUUGCACAGCUCACUAAAGAUUUCCCCGAAAUUCAUUUACCGAGCCUGAACCCUUUGGAAGUUAGUGAACUUAAAAUCGGGGCUGGGUCUGAAGGGGUGGUUAACGUCCAACAAAAUUUCAAAAAUUGCAAGUUGUACGGUAUUGAUAAACUACGUUUGGACAAUUUCCGUUUUGAUUUUGAAAAAAAAGUCCUUGAAGGUAAUGGCUUUAUCCCUGAAAUUAAAAAACUCUGUGACUACGAACUCAACGGCAAAGUGCUCCUCUUACCAAUUGUUGGCACCGGCAAAAGCACCGUUAUUUUAAGGGAUAUUAAACUUGGGGCCCACUAUAACUUCGAAGAAGUCCAAAAGAAGGGAAAACAUUUCAUGAAUUUCAAAUCCUUCACAGUGUCAUUUAACCCCGAUUUUGUUUCAUUUGAUUUCGAGAAUUUGUUCAAUGGUGACAAACAACUGGGCGAUAAUAUUAAUAAAGUACUGAACGAGAACUACAAGGAGGUGUUUGCUGAUGUUCAGAAGGGCUAUGAGGAAGGUUUUGGACUCGUGGUUGAAAAUAUUCUCAAUAAUUUGUUUGCCAAAGUCUCGAUUGAGGAAGCUUUCGACUAUCCCAAUGCGAUUCUCCAGUUUACAGCGAAAUACAAUGCAAUUAUUUUGAUAAUUUUGCAAAAAAACACUUACACAUUUACACAUAUAAAAGACAAGAGUUUUACAAAAAUUGCAAACAACAUGAAGACGUUGUUAAUUGUUUUUGUGGUGGCCCUCAAGUGCCAAGCUGUGAAAUUUCCCCACACUUUCAAACUGUGCAAACGCUCAGAUCCGGACUUUCCCAAGUGUUUGAGGGAAGCAGCUGAGUUUAAUAUUCACCAGCUAGUUCACCCGUUCAAAGAUCUGAGAAUACCGGGGCUCAAACCCUUACUGAUUCCGUCACUGGUGAUUGGGUCGGGCAAAAGGGCCGUCGCCGUCGAGCAACGUUUCCAUAAUUGUAAUUUUCACGGAUUUGAACACGUUUUAUUGGAAAAAUUUGAAUUUGAUUUUAAGAAAAAUACGCUAAUUAUCGACAGCCACAUUCCUGAAGUUACGAAAAAGUGUGAUUAUAAGUUAAGUGGCAGGGUUUUGCUUUUGCCGAUACAGGGUGAAGGGGAAAGUACCAUUGUGUUAAAAAACGUAACGAUUGCGGGAUAUUUCAAUUACGAGACUGUGAAACGAAGUGGAAAAACAUAUUUGAGGUUCGUUGACCAUCACUUAUCACUAGACGUCAGCCAUGUUUACUACCAUUUCGAUAAUCUCUUCAACGGUGAUAAGGCCCUGGGUGAUAACAUCAACAAAGUGUUGAAUGAUAACUGGAGUGAAGUCUUCGAAGAUGUGAAAGGUGGAUAUUCGGAAGUCAUGAACCAGAUAAUUCAAACGCUGUUGAAUAAUUUUUGGUCGGUGGUCUCCCUUGAGGAUGCUUUCGGCGAAAAAUAGUUAUCACUAUGUACAACAUUGUAAUUAAAUAAAUGGGUAAUAAAAUCGCGUCA